CUUCCUGCUCCUGCAGAGACGCUGCAGCCGACCGACCGCCCGACAUGCCGCUGCCCCACCGCGCCGCCUGGAUCCUCCUCCUCUGCCUUCGCUCUGGAUCCGGCGCUCGGACCUCCUUCUACGGAGCCGUGGGAUCAAACGUCACCGCCGUCUGUAAGUUCAGCCGGCCUGGAUCCUGGAGGAUCUUCUGCAGGACCAGCUGCUCCGGGGGGAACAUCCUCAUCGAGACGCAGCGGGACCGCGCUCGGUCUGGACGGUACAGCCUCGGCUACGAGAGGACGGGACUGCUGUUUCAGGAGUCGGUCCUGUCCGUGGGCGUCUCGGGGUUGUCCAGGUCCGACUCGGGACGGUACGUCUGCGGACUGACCAGCGGGGGAGCGUACCGCCUCACAGAGUUCCACAUCCUCGCCGUGGACGCCGUGCUGGAGGUGAACUCCCAGCAGAAGGUGUUUGUCGAAGCGGGGCGUUCUCUGACGGUCGCCUGCUCCUUCCAGACCUCUGGAAAUCCAAAGUACUUGAGCUGGAAGCCUUUUUCCAGAGAGCAGGUCCUGGUCCAGACGGAGCUCAGCAGGACUCAGGAGGGCAGAUUCAGCCUCACACACGAAGAGCACACCGGAAACGGGGAGGUUGUGUGUGUGAGCAUCGAACAGCUGGCCCCGCCCGACUCCGGCUGGUACAGAUGUGGAAUGAAGCGCCAGUUCAUCGACUUCCAGGUCGUCGUCACAGACGCGUCCGCAGGACCGACGACCGAGUCCAGAAGUCCACCGACGGUCCCUGAACUCACCGCCGAGUCUGGAGCGAGUCAGGACCAUCGACCAGACGUUCUGCUCUCCGUCGGUCCGGUUCUCACCGCCGUGGUCGUUCUGCUGGGUGUGGCGCUGCUCAUCUUCUGCAGGAAACGGGCUUCAAAACACAAAGACCGUUUGGAGGGACGGGACGUUUCAGUGACGGAGAGUCCCCGGCUGUACGAGGACGUGGCGGACGGAGGUCCUCGGGUGGGGACUCUCUCACUCACGCCGCGGACGGGCGACGGCGAGGACGGCUACAGCGUGGUCACGGCGCCCGGGCUCCCGCUCAGAGUUGAGGACGACUCCGGGGGGCUCGUCUACUCCGAGGUGGUCUUCCGUCAGAUGGACCGUCCGCACGGCGCCUCCUACAGGGCCCCUGCGGACGUGGUUUACUCCACGGCUCGGGCGGCUCGGGGGUCUGGAGACAGACCGCUGUACUCCACCGUCUCUCCGCUCGGCACUCUGGAGGACGUCCACUGACCCCGAACCGUCCCGGUCCUUCAUCUUUCACUGUUUCAGUAGUCUGACCACAAACAUGAUGCAGUCUGCAGACCCUGGACCUCCCAGACCCUGGACCUCCUCUGACUCUGGACCUCCUCUGACUCUGGACCUCCCAGACCCUGGACCUCCUCUGACUCUGGACCUCCCAGACCCUGGACCUCCCAGACCCUGGACCUCCCAGACCCUGGACCUCCUCAGACCCUGGACCUCCUCUGACUCUGGACCUCCCAGACCCUGGACCUCCUCUGACCCUGGACCUCCCAGACCCUGGACCUC
Molecule: messenger RNA, 1565 nt
Organism: Salarias fasciatus (jewelled blenny)
Lineage: Eukaryota; Metazoa; Chordata; Actinopteri; Blenniiformes; Blenniidae
Exons: 8
Coding region: 45-1268 (407 amino acids)
Cellular component (GO): plasma membrane
Molecular function (GO): transmembrane signaling receptor activity
Source: RefSeq, a predicted model, not a curated record